AUGUUCCGAAGUAAUUAUGUUUCUAACAUUAGUCAACGCAGUUAUAUUAGACAAAGAUAUAGCGCAUUCAAUAUAGCUUCGACGUUAAACAGAAAAAAUGAUAACAAAGCUACAGAUAGUAAUGAUCAUGAUAUUAUAGAUAUUUAUGAUGAAAACGAAGAAAUGAAGCCAACCAUAGAUACAAAAAGUGCAGAAAGUGAAAAAGUGAGCGAAGAUAAUAUAGCGUUCGAAAGUGAAUAUGAAAGGAUGAUGGAGGAGUUUAAUGAGGGCGACGAAUAUGAAGGUGAUAGAGGAGGUAAUGAAAAUGAAAGUGAUGAAGAAACAAGCGAAGAAGCAUCAGAAGAGGAAAUCAUUGAUCAACCUCUCAAUAAUGAACAACUGCCACAUUUCACACAGUCAAAUGAAUUCAAUCCAUAUUUCAACAAUAUCACUGAAUCCCUGUUUUUUUGUUGGAUGUAA
This is a messenger RNA of Rhizophagus irregularis DAOM 181602=DAOM 197198, 459 nucleotides long. RefSeq lists its product as uncharacterized. NCBI's taxonomy places the organism in Eukaryota, Fungi, Glomeromycota, Glomeromycetes, Glomerales, Glomeraceae. The record is from RefSeq and is a predicted model, not a curated record.